Molecule: messenger RNA, 1185 nt
Organism: Prunus armeniaca (apricot)
Lineage: Eukaryota; Viridiplantae; Streptophyta; Magnoliopsida; Rosales; Rosaceae
Source: the annotation of a GenBank genome assembly
AUGAAGAGAGGUUCUGUUUCUCAUGAUUUGGGUGCAUUUCCAAGCCUAGGAGGGCCAGAUUUUCAUGGCAGUAGAAUUGGAGGCCAAAAGGGUUGGAGCUCUGAGCGUGUGCCGUUGCCUACAAGCAGCGGACAGAGGCAUGCCAUCCUUGGCAGCACUUCUUUGAUGGGGCUGAGCAAUGGUGGGAGGACUGUGCCUUCAAAAUGGGAAGAUGCAGAGAGGUGGAUUUGCAGCCCGGUUCUCGGAUAUGGGUGUGAGAGCAACAAGAAUGAUUCACAUUCUCAUGGUCAUGGUCAGCAGAGGAGGCCUAAGUCCAAGAGUGGUCCAAUUGUGUCUCCCGGAGCUGUAUACUGUUCGAAUUUUUCGCCUGCAAAUCCGGCAUUUGAUGGCUGCGGCAGCGUGAGGAAUUUCGCAAUCGGUUCCCCAUUUUCCACAGGAGUUUUGGCAGCUGAUAGUGUCUCUCUUCUAUAUGGUGGCAGUGGAGGAACGGGAAGAUCAACUAGUGCGCUUGGACUGCUAGAAUUGCAAAAUGAGAAACUUGAUAACACAGAGUGUGAGGAACCAGUGAUUUCCCGAGCUGUUUCACAACGAGAUAUGGGAACCCAAAUAACCCCAAAUGGUUGCCUCCACCACUCGCCACCACCUCCCAAAAGGAGGUCAUCAUUUGCUCCAUCUUCUCCAACUCUGCUUUCCAUUGUGGAGCAGCAACGCGAACAUUUUGCUAAGUUAGAGGUCAGAGAAGUGCAGGUUGACAAUGGAGCCACCGGCAGUAAGGGGUCAAGAAGGGGUGGCAGCAUCACGAAAAGACGCCCGGAUGUUUAUGAUUUCGACAAAAUUGCUAUUAAAAACCAACCUCCAUCUUUCAAUAUUUCAGAGGCAGCUAUGAACAGUUCAAGAAAGCAAAGAGAGGAAGCCAAGAUCACUGCGUGGGAGAACUUGCAGAAGGCAAAAGCUGAAGCAGCACUAAGAAAACUUGAGAUGAAAUUGGAAAAGAGGAGAUCGUCGACAAUGGACAAGAUCAUGAAGAAGGUGAGAAAGGCACAAGUUAAAGCCCACAAGAUGAGAAGCUCAAUAGCAGUUAAAGACGGCCAUCAAGCUCCGAAAACUCCCGGAAAGAUUGUUUCCUUCGGUAAGCUUGUCCGGGGGGGUUCCCUGAGCAGUUGCUUUACCCGUAAUGCUGCCUAA